AUGGGUUCGCAACAACGAGACAAACUCAUGAAAAUUAAGACCUUGAAGGUAAUGCCUGGUGCUAUCGUAAAAGCAAGAAAAGACCGAAAAAGAGAUGACGAUGGAACAUUGUUGGAUCGAGAAAAGUCGAAAUUAGAAAGAGAGAAGCAUUAUCACAAUACCAAACAGAUACUUGUCUGGUCAAACGCGACGCCAAUAAGAAAGCAUAACGAUGACGGUUACGUGUGUUGUUUCUGUCCAGAAAACUGCGCUGAGCCAGCUGUAUUAAAACGGCAUACAUUAGAGAAACACGCCGAUUACAACAUGAAAUCCGCCAGUUUUAUGACAAAAACUAACAUCAACUCUUACUACGUUAAAAUGGACAUAACUGGUCUUAGUUGCAAGAUUUGUUACUCCAGUAUGGACAAUCUUGAAUCUCUGAUUGAACACCUGAGAAAAGUGCACCACAAGAAAAUAUAUACGGAUAUCAACAACAGAAUCUUGCCAUUUAAAUUUAACACUUCAACGCUUACCUGUUUUCAGUGCUCAAGCACAUUUGGUAAAUUCAAAGCGUUGUUGGAACACAUGAACACUCACUACAAGAAUUUCGUCUGUGAAAUUUGUGAAGCUGGCUUUGUAACACGAACCAUGGCCGUAGCGCAUACCAAUAUACAUAAAAUUGGUACUUUCAAAUGUGGGUAUUGUCCCAAAGUAUAUGACACUGCAGUCAAGAAAAUCAACCACGAACGAUGUAAUCAUACAAGAGUCGAGAAACAGAACAAAUGCGGUUUAUGUACCAGUACCUUUAAAUAUUAUCAUCAAAAACAAAAUCACUUGUUAACUGUUCAUGGCGUUAGUUCAAACGUGAAAUGCCAGGCUUGUGAUAGAAGCUUUGCGGAUCAGAGAAAACUUCGUGUACAUGUUAGGAAGCAUCAUUUAAUGGAACGCCAGUACAAUUGUGACUUCUGUGAAAGAAAGUUUUUCUCCAAAAGUGAACUGAAUGAUCACAAAGUAAAGCAUACCGGGUCUAAAGAGUUUCAAUGUGAUAAAUGUAAUAAGUCUUAUGGUGCAGCGACAGUUGAAGAGCUGUUGAAUAGAAUGAAUCCAGACGUUCACGUACAAAAAGUCAUCAAAAUCGAAAAGGUUGAAACUGUGAAAGAAGAAUCGCAAAUUCAGCACACCGUAAUCGUACCUAAAGCUAUUAAGGUACAGAAAGCAUCAAUGCAGAGACCGAUUAAGAUUAAAAACUUUGGGCUGAUCAAACAAGAACCGUCAUCACCCAAAAAGAAAGACUCGUCAAAGAAAUUAAAGAUACUCCUGAUAAAACCGCAACCUGAAAGAAAAAUUAAACUAGUCGCUAAAAAAAUAACGUCCGGAAAUAGUAAUGCGAAUGAUAAAUCGUUAUUACAAGAGCACAAAAAUUUGAUUCAAGAAUUGACCAAAUAUUCCAACGCUACUCUGAUAAAGAACGUAUUUGACAAUGGAUACCAUUGUUUCUACUGUGACAGUUGCAAGUUGACACCGGCUGAGCUUAAGCGUCAUACAAUUGAAGAACACGGCGAUGCAACAUUGACUUGUUUUACCAAACGCGAUAGUGUCGCAAAAUUAAGAGUGAAACUUGACAUAACAGACUUAAAAUGCAAGAUGUGUUUCCAAGACAUUGAAACAUUGGAAGAAUUAAAAGAACAUCUCGUUAAUGUCCAUAAACGACCAGUAAAUUUGGAAUUAAAAAAUCAAAUUGUACCAAUGAAAUUUGACGAUGGAGAUUUGAAAUGCUGCAUAUGUGGAAAUUUCGUUUAUUUUAUGAGUGGAUUAUUGAAACAUAUGCACACGCACUAUCCUCACUAUGAAUGCACAGCACCAGGUUGCAACUCAGCGUUUAUGAAUCAAGGCUGUCUUAAUAACCACAUAAGACAUUUGCACACGGCGUCCAAUCUAAAAUGCAACUUCUGCCCGGAAAUAUUUGACAGAGAAGUGUUGAGAAAAACGCACGAAAAAUACAAGCACGGAGCUAAAGUUAUGAUGAGCAAGUGCCACAUUUGUGGGAUGAAAUUCAGCGAUUUCUCGAUUAAGCAGAAACACGUGUCUGAUGUUCAUGACGGGCGAAGAGAAUACAAGUGUAAUGCUUGCGAUAGUGUCUUGUGCUCGGUGGCUGGUCUCAGGAGACAUGUAAAUCGAGUACACUUGAUGGAACGUCGCUUCCCUUGUGAUCUUUGCGACAAAGCGUUCUUUGCUAAAGCUCAGUUGGACAACCACAUAAUUUGUCACACGGGCGAAAGGAACUUCAAAUGCGACUUCUGCAACAAGAAAUUUAGUCGAAAAAAGACUCUUAAAGAACAUAUUAGGAUACAUUUAAACGAUCGCAGAUUCAAGUGUCUUCAGCGCAUAUUCUUCAAAACUGAGGACGAGCUUGAAUAUGAAAAGCCUAAAGUUCAGGCAAAAGGAGAGGUCCUUGAGCGGCACCGAGUUACUGUGAGAGAAAUCCUUCUUUGUACUAAUGCAACCCCUAUCAGAAGCCGCGGCGGAAUUGGUUAUAGCUGUUGCUUUUGUGCCGACCAAUACCCUGAUGCCGCUGACUUAAAAAAGCACACAAUCGAAGGCCAUGACGAGACUGUCAAAGCCAGCUUUAUGAAAGGACUAGAUCUGUCUAAAUUCUAUGUCAAAAUGGAUAUAACAGAGCUGCAAUGCAAUUUAUGCGGAAGUUUAAUCGAAAGGGCCAAUGGCGAAGUCGAAGUUAAACUCAAGAAAGACUUAAACUUCUCAACAUUCAUAGCUAUAAAACCUACGGCAGUCAAAAGAAAACGGAAACACGCUUUUGAGAGGGAAAGAAUAUCCGAACUGGACUUACAGAUGGACAAUUUAAAGACCAUAUUGCGUUGUUCCAACGCUACACCAAUAAGGUCUUUUAAGUCGUCGAAAUUUGUUUGCUGCUACUGCCACGACGAGUUCCCCGACCCUAUAUACCUGAAACGUCACAACAUUAAAUCGCACGUUUUCGACCAAGAGCGACCUGAUGUAUUGAAUAUACGUUCGCUAUCUCGGUAUAUUGUUUAUCUCGAUAUCACAGACUUGAAAUGCAAAAUUUGCGAUGAGGAAAUUGACAAUUUAAAACUUCUUACUAAACAUAUAACAAAAGAGCAUAACGAAUUCAUAAAUCAAGGUUUGAAUAAUCACAUUUUGUGCUUUAAAUUCGAUAUCGCCGAUGUGUACAAGUGUGUUGAAUGUAAUUACAUUAUUAACGAUUUCACAAAGCUGCAAUUACAUAUGAAUAAGCAUUAUAAGAAUUAUUUGUGCGAGUUUUGCGAUGAAGGUUUUAUAAACAGGAACAUGAUGGUGGACCAUAAGCAGGAGGUUCAUAACAUGCAGCAAAAAGUCAAGUAUCGUGUUAAAUUCGUUGCUAAGAAACAGAAGAAAAUUCAUUAA
Messenger RNA from Hyposmocoma kahamanoa, 3402 nucleotides. RefSeq names its product zinc finger protein 729-like. Gene Ontology annotation, biological process: regulation of transcription by RNA polymerase II. The coding region runs from base 1 to 3402 and encodes 1133 amino acids. The record is from RefSeq and is a predicted model, not a curated record. The transcript has 5 exons. Gene Ontology annotation, molecular function: DNA-binding transcription factor activity, RNA polymerase II-specific; RNA polymerase II transcription regulatory region sequence-specific DNA binding. Lineage: Eukaryota; Metazoa; Arthropoda; Insecta; Lepidoptera; Cosmopterigidae. Gene Ontology annotation, cellular component: nucleus.